Acaulospora morrowiae is the source of this 1359-nucleotide messenger RNA. Lineage: Eukaryota; Fungi; Glomeromycota; Glomeromycetes; Diversisporales; Acaulosporaceae. The record is from the annotation of a GenBank genome assembly.
AAAAUAAUUUUGAACUAGAUUUAAGAAACAGGAUAUUUUUGUUAAGUGACGACUCAGGAAUAAUAAGUGAUGACUCCAAAAAAACAUUCGAUGAAAAGGUUAAAGUCGAAUAUGAAUCGCAGAACUCUCCUUCCGUAUCUGACGAUGACGAUUCGAAUUAUAUGCCAAGCGACACUGAAGAAUCGGCUUCUGAUACCGAUGCAUCUGAGGACAAUAUAAAUGGGAAGGAUCUCCCAAAAAUUGACAAGACGGCUUUUUGUAAGACCUAUUAUGCUAUCCCAAACUUUACAAAAUUGCAGUUGAGCACAGGCAGGAUAGUGGAAGACAUCCUUUUUGAAUUUGCUAAAGACAUGGACUAUGAACAGAAAAUUGUCAGAGCGUUAUUCACCGAUAAGGAGUGGAACGAACUAAUUAAAGAUCGAAAUGGGGUUCCUUCUGUUCCACGUGAUAUUGCAGAAGAGCUAUCGAAGUACGGAAGUAAAACAUUAAAAGAGCUACGUACGAAAGUGAUGAAAUCAUACCUUAAGGAUGACGAAGAAUAUGAUGUUCAAAAGCAUUAUAAUCGAGAAUGGAUUCAAAUGACCAUGCGAACACUUUGUAAUCUGUUCGAAAAUAUAGAUACCCCCUUAGUAAGGACCCAAUAUGAAGAUUGGUUCACGGUCGCGCUUUUUGGAACAUGUAUUGAUUUCUGCGUCAGGGACGCGCAAUUGGGAACCGACAUUAAGAGGACCGAUGCACCAUCAUUGAGUAGUGCCAACAGAAAGAAUCGGCGUCGGAAAACAAACGCAAGAAAACUCAUUGGUCGCAAAAUCGAUGGGAUAAUAUAUAUAACUAAUAGACUUGUUGAAAUCGGUGCCAUUGAAGGUGCAAGGGCUUUUGCGGGAGUUUCAGAUAACAAAUAUCUCCUCGAGUCAUUCAAGAUGCCCAAAACACUUCGAGAUAUGUAUUCUGAUUUAAUCAAGGCUGUGAAUUAUGACGAUCAAAAAGCAGAUAAACUUCAAGUAUUUGGCAUCUUACACCUUGGGUUAUAUAUUCAGUUCGCGAGAUUAUGGCGCGCUGGUGGAUCGAUCUGCAUUUUUCGUAAAGAUCCCCAAUCUUUCUAUAUAGAUAGCAAGUUCUCGAAAAAUGGAUUAAGUUCCUUCAUUAAAUUUCUAAAAAAGAUAUACCAAUAUAAGAUCAUUAUUAGGAACAAUCUACAAAUUCUGAAUAUUCUAAAUGACGAUACUGACACUGAAUGUGGCGACCUGUUGGAAGAAUUGCUUAAAGAUGACAAUGAACAAUGCUCUACUCCACCACCCGUGCCAAUUCAUUUUUUUGCUGAUUGCGAAAACACUCCAAAGAAAAAAAAGAAAAAAAGGA